Molecule: messenger RNA, 5614 nt
Organism: Echinops telfairi (small Madagascar hedgehog)
Lineage: Eukaryota; Metazoa; Chordata; Mammalia; Afrosoricida; Tenrecidae
Gene: CNNM1
Product: cyclin and CBS domain divalent metal cation transport mediator 1
Exons: 13
Coding region: 36-2972 (978 amino acids)
Biological process (GO): transport; magnesium ion homeostasis
Cellular component (GO): plasma membrane
Molecular function (GO): transmembrane transporter activity
Source: RefSeq, a predicted model, not a curated record
UCUGCAGUAUCACGUGCAGCCGCGCCGGGUGCAGGAUGGCGGCGGCGGCCGCAGCGGUGGGUGUCAGGCUCCGGGACUGCUGCAGCCGGGGCGCCGUCCUCCUGCUCUUCUUCUCCCUGUCCCCUCGGCCCCCGGCCGCGGCCUCCUGGCUGCUGGGCCUGCGGCCCGAGGACACCGCGGGAGGCCGCGUGUCCCUGGAGGGGGGCACCCUGCGCGCGGCUGAAGGCACCAGUUUCCUCCUGCGCGUCUAUUUUCAGCCCGGGCCCGCGGCGCCCCCGGCGCGGAUCCCCGCAGCCACGCUCUCCCCGGGGGGAAACGGCACCGGCGACUGGGCUCCGCGGCUGGUGUUCAUCGAGGAGCCCCCGGGCGGGGGCGCGGGCGGGGGCGGCGUGCCUCCCAGCGCGGUUCCCACGCGCCCCCCGGGGCCGCAGCGCUGCCGCGAGCAGAGCGGCUGGGCGUCGGACGUGGAGGUCUUGGGGCCCCUGCGCCCCGGGGGCGUGGCGGGCUCGGCUCUAGUCCAAGUGCGGGUGCGGGAGCUGCGCAAGGGCGAGGCGGAGCAGGGCAGCGCGGGCGGUGGCGGGAAGCUCUUUUCGCUGUGCGCCUGGGACGGGCGCGCUUGGCACCACCACGGCGCCGCGGGCGGUUUCCUGCUGCGUGUCCGGCCCCGGCUGUCCGGCCGGGGCGUUGACCUGCUGCCCCCCGCGUGGCUGCGAGCCCUUGGGGCGCUCCUGCUGCUCGCCCUGUCUGCCCUGUUCAGCGGCCUGCGCCUGAGCCUGCUCUCGCUGGACCCGGUGGAGUUACGGGUGCUGCGGAACAGCGGCUCGGCCACCGAGCAGGAGCAGGCGCGCCGCGUGCAGGCCGUGCGCGGCAGGGGGACCCAUCUGCUCUGCACCCUGCUCCUGGGCCAAGCCGGAGCCAACGCUGCCCUGGCCGGCUGGCUGUACGCCUCGCUGCCGCCGGGCGUCGGGGGCACAGAGGACGAUUACGGCGAGGCGGGGGGACACUUCCCGUGGCUGCCGGCGCUCGUGUGCACCGGCGCCGUGUUCCUGGGCGCCGAGAUCUGCCCCUACUCGGUGUGUUCCAGGCACGGGCUGGCCAUCGCCUCGCACAGCGUGUGCCUGACCCGGCUGCUGAUGGCCGCCGCCUUCCCCGUGUGCUACCCGCUGGGCCGCCUGCUGGACUGGGCGCUGCGCCAGGAGAUCAGCACCUUCUACACGCGGGAGAAGCUGCUGGAGACGCUGCGAGCCGCGGACCCCUACAACGACCUGGUGAAGGAGGAGCUCAACAUCAUCCAGGGCGCCCUGGAGCUGCGCACCAAGGUGGUGGAGGAGGUGCUGACCCCCCUCGGCGACUGCUUCAUGCUGGCCUCGGACGCCGUGCUGGACUUCGCCACGGUGUCGGAGAUCCUGCGCAGCGGCUAUACGCGCAUCCCUGUGUACGAGGGCGACCAGCGACACAACAUCGUGGACAUUCUGUUUGUGAAGGAUUUGGCCUUCGUGGACCCGGACGACUGCACCCCGCUCCUCACGGUCACCCGCUUCUACAACCGGCCCCUCCACUGCGUCUUCAAUGAUACCCGGCUGGACACGGUGCUGGAGGAGUUUAAGAAGGGAAAGUCUCACCUGGCCAUUGUCCAGCGGGUGAACAACGAGGGAGAAGGGGACCCCUUCUACGAGGUGAUGGGCAUCGUCACCCUGGAGGACAUCAUAGAGGAGAUCAUCAAGUCGGAAAUCCUGGACGAGACGGACCUCUACACCGACAACCGCAAGAAGCAGAGGGUCCCCCACCGGGAGAGGAAGCGGCACGACUUCUCCUUGUUCAAGCUCUCGGACUCCGAGAUGAGGGUGAAGAUCUCGCCGCAGCUCCUGCUGGCCACACACCGCUUCAUGGCUACAGAAGUGGAGCCCUUUAAGUCUCUGUACCUUUCGGAGAAGAUCCUGCUCCGGCUCUUGAAACAUCCGCACGUGAUCCAGGAGCUGAAGUUUGACGAGAAGAACAAGAAGGCUCCGGAGCACUACCUGUAUCAGCGUAACCGCCCGGUGGACUACUUCGUGCUGCUCCUGCAGGGUAAAGUGGAGGUGGAGGUUGGCAAGGAGGGCCUGCGCUUCGAGAAUGGAGCCUUUACCUACUACGGUGUCCCAGCCAUCGUGACCACUGCUUGCUCAGAUAACGACGUGCGGAAGGUCGGAAGUCUGGCGGGAUCCUCCAUCUUUCUGCCCGUCUCUGUGUCUCGUACCUUCGCCUUCAGCAGAGGGGAGUCUCUGGCAGGCUCGCCAGACGUCGAUCUUUUAGGCUCACAAGUCAACCGGUCCCCUUCCCGCUGCAGCGGGCUGAAUCGCUGCGAGUCUCCGAGCCGCGAGCGCAGCGAUGGUGGGGGGAGCAACACCCAGCUGUACAGCAGCAGCAACAACCUCUACACACCCGACUACUCGGUCCACAUCCUCAGUGAUGUGCAGUUUGUGAAGAUCACACGGCAGCAGUACCAGAACGCGCUCACCGCCUGCCACAUGGACAGCUCACCCCAGUCCCCUGACAUGGAGGCCUUUGCCUCUGGAGGUGCCACCAAGACCCCGACUACCCGGGGCACGCCCCAGACCCCCAAGGACGACGCUGCCGUUACCCUCCUGAAUGACAGGCACAGCCUGCCGUGCAGCCGUUCCGAAGGGCUGCGAAGCCCCAGCGAGGUCGUGUACCUGAGGAUGGAAGAGAUGCCCUUCACCCCAGAGGAAAUGGCCCACCUGGAGGGGCAGCCACUCUCGCUGUCUCCUGCCUCCGCCGUUCCCGCGCGAGCAGCCUCAGACAGCGAAUGUUGUCAUGUCACCCUGGACACGGAGACCAGCCCCCGCAGUAGCGACUCAGAGGAAACGAUGGGCAAGAAGCUGCUGAGAACCUUGAGUGGUCGAAAAAAGAAGAGGUCACCAGAUGGGGAGAGAGCCUUGGAGAACUCCAACCUGGCGCCUCUGAUCACAUGACGGGGCCGAGGCCGCAUUUGCUGGGUGUGUACGCUUCCAAAGCUUUGGGGGAGAACUGCCUUCCCAUCACCUGCCUCACCCCAAGACUUCCACAGGUGACAGGGCGCCCCGUUCCCUUUCCACCUCUUCAUCUUAGCUGUCGGUACGGCCCAUCUCCCCUCUCUGCCUCAGUCGCACUGAGCACCUUCCCGCAACCAGAACGGAAGGAGGUACCUCGAGUGGGCCGCACUACGAGUGGUCUUGCCCAUUGCAUCGUGUGAGACUGGGGAACAAGUGACCCCCCUGACCGCCCUGGGGCUCCUGAUGCCCUGCUUUAGAGCCUUGUCUGGAAAGUCUCCAUCUCGCCCUCCAAAACAAGGUCAUGUCCAGCCCGUAUUUCAUGCUCAGCAUAACUCAGAAGGUGCCACUGGCAGCCUGGCAGGUGGAGGGAGGCUGGAGUAGCUCAGGAGAGGGCUGCAUUGGGGGACGGACCAAGGAGUCCUCCAGCCCGCCCAGCAGAGGGACUAGGCCCUGUUGGUCUGAUUGGUCUCCUGCAAGAUAACGAACCCAGCAGCCUGAGAGAGUGGGUCUCUGCUGAAUGGAAGGAAUGUUCCUUGGAGCCUUGAAUCACUGCUUUUCCAGGGACACAUCUGUUUGGGCUCGAGCCCGAGGCCACCGAUCCGUCAAGGCAUCUGCUCCGGGAGAGGAGGCCCUGGCAGGGAGCUGGGGGCCAAAGAUGGAACUUCAGGUUUUAAGUGCAAAGCAAUGCAAAAAAGAAAUAAGAGAAGGAGCAGGAGGAGGAGGAAAGAAAUGCACAUAAAGCAAACGCUAAGCAAGUUUAGCCAUGAUAAACCAGAGUGCCCAGGUCAGCCAAGGAGAAUGCAAGCUCUCAUGGGACCGUGGUGUGUGGUGCACAAGAACGUUGAAAGUUUCUCUUCCUUUGCAGUCUUUCCAACCCCCACCCUCACCCCUGACUCCUUCACAGCAGGUCAGCCUAGCGUCUACCAAACCCAAACCCCUUGACGUCCAGUAGAGGUCAACUCAUCGUGACCCGCUAGGACAAAGUGGAGCUACCCUCUUUCUCCUGCAGAGUGGCUGGUGGGUUUGAACUUCCGGCCUUUUAUUUAAUCCCCUGUAGGUUAACCACUGGACCCACAGGGCAACUAAGAAUUAACUGGGUGUUCUGUUUUGCACUGGGAUGUUGGAGACAGUGCAAGCCCAAGUAUAUCCACCAGGGAGCAGAAUGACUGCACAUAACUAUUUCAGAGGCGAGUGACCAAAGUUAGAGAUUUAGAAGUAGGCGGAGGCUUCAAAAAAUUCCAGGGAAAAUGGAAUGAAGACCUACUGGAAUUUUACCACGAAUAUUCGAAAGCCUCUUCAUAAGAGAAGUGUGGCUCUGAAGAUCCAUCUCCCUUUCUAAGCGAUUCCCCACACCUUUGGGUCCCUGGGCCAGACAUCCAGAGAUUCGGGGCUGCCUGCUGUAUCUCCCAACCAUUCCCCAACUUGCCCCUGUGUUCUACCACCCCUCCCCACCUCCAGACCCGCGACUGCCAUUUCCCCGUGCCCCUUCAGCCAGUCAUCACACGGGGAGGAGGGACCGAUCAGUCCUGUGUGCUGUUUGCAUCUCACACGAAUGCUCACGAACCCGUGGGAACUUUUAACUCAGGAGUCCCGAAACUUGGGGGUCCCUCGGUGGACUUCGGAGGGGCCAUGAAACCCUCAGAAUUGUGUGUGUGUGUUUAUGCGUGUUUUUGAGAGAACUAAUACUGUCCUGAGAGUCCCAGAGGUCUCAGGCCUAGAGGGUUACAAACCACUAUUUUAGCGAGUGGGACAGUGAGUAGAGUCUCUGCAGUGCAGAGUCAAGUGAAUCUGGGGCCUUGGGUGACAGACUUUGAGUUAUAAGGAGGGGGGGGUUCUCCAGUGCCUGCCAAGUCCAGGGGGAAGGCUGGCACGCACCAAGAAGCGGGAGGACUCGGCGUCCUUGGUAUACCCUGGGGUGGCACAGUGGGCCAACAACAGUCUAUGGAUCUUGGUGCCCGUCUCCCCACCCAAUUGGAGCAGGUGGUUCAGACAGGAGGGUCACUGCAUGUGGAAGUGAUGGUGUUCUGGCUGGGGAUGGCUUUCCCCCCAUCAGUAUAUUAUUCCCUUCAACAUGCCCCUUGCCCAGCCUGGCCUGCGGCCCAGCAGUGCAUGAGUUCAUGUAGCUACGUCCACAACCACCCCCUCCCAGCACCUGCUCUUGCCGGGUAAGGACGGGCAUGGUGUCAGUUCUUGGCACUAGGAGGCCUCGGGUCCAGACCAGCCAACAGUGGGAGUUCCAAGAGGGCGGCCAUCAGGAUGUAGCGUUGGUGCAGGAUGACCGCUCGCCUGGUCUUUCAUGAGCCUUCAGGCUUCCGGGCCCCAGCCAUCGCUAUGGCAUCCCAUCCGUCCCUUUGCCAAACCCCCAGGAGAGCCUGUCACCUGGCCCCUCCUUGUCCUACCUUCCUGCCAGUUUUUCUUCAGGUUCAUAAACAAGUUCGGUUGGUUGGUUGGUUUUUUAAGAGGAUUUUAAAAUAAAGCACUUAUGAAAGCUCAGAAACUGUAAAUCAUUUUUAAAUAAAGAGAAAAUGCCUUUCCUGGCAUGUGGCUGUUUCCCUGUGUCAUGCAGGCGGGUGCACGCCGCA